Messenger RNA from Penicillium waksmanii, 813 nucleotides. RefSeq names its product RNA-binding protein with serine-rich domain 1. The coding region runs from base 1 to 813 and encodes 270 amino acids. Gene Ontology annotation, cellular component: cytoplasm; nucleoplasm; ASAP complex. Gene Ontology annotation, molecular function: RNA binding. Lineage: Eukaryota; Fungi; Ascomycota; Eurotiomycetes; Eurotiales; Aspergillaceae. Gene Ontology annotation, biological process: mRNA splicing, via spliceosome. The transcript is spliced from 4 exons. The record is from RefSeq and is a predicted model, not a curated record.
AUGCCUCCUCGUUCCCCUCGCGGGCAUUCGCCCAGCCGAUCACCCCCAGCGCGUACGCGGUCUCGAUCUCGAUCUCCACGUCCUCGCGAGGACUCGCGUCCGCGAAGUGCCACUCGGUCACCUUCCCCUCCACGAGGCCGAACUCGAUCGCGCAGUCGUAGCAAAGACAGUCGACGCUACCGAAGCCGAAGCCGAAGCUACAGUCGAUCACCUAGCCGGACCUCGAGUCCAGCGAAAAGUGCCAAGAUUGUGGUGGAAAAAUUAACAAAAAAUGUCACGGAAGCUCAUUUGCGCGAGAUAUUUGGUGGCUUUGGGGAUAUUGAAUACCUCGAUCUCCCGGUGAACCGAGCCUUCAUGACGAACCGAGGCACCGCGUACAUCUUGUACUAUGACCCCGCAGAUGCCGAAGCGGCCAUCGCACACAUGCAUGAAGCCCAACUAGACGGGGCCGUACUGAACGUCGCCAUUGAAAUGGAGGACGUUCCGGAUUCAGAAGGGGGUCCUAUGCCAAAUCGCCUCCGCGCCGACAGGGUCGUGGCGCACGUCCUGGCGAACGCCACGAUGUGUAUAGACCUAAGUCUGUAUCACGCUCGCGGUCCCGAUCUCCGGUACGAAACCGAUCCUAUUCUCGAUCUCGCUCUCCGCCAAGACGAGGCAGUACUCGGCCAAAGAGUUCUGGUCAGCGUCGACGGAGAAGUCCUAGCUAUAGUAGCUAUGACGACAGUAGCCGUGGUGGAAGGACUCCGACGCCAGACAGAACCCGCAGUCGCAAUCGGCAUUAGACCAGAAUACGAUACGUCUAUCGCGGGGUAA